AUGUCCGUGAAUAUUUUUGGUGAUCAAGUAACUGAAGAAAGAGCUGAAAAUGCCCGUCUUUCAGCGUUCAUUGGGGCCAUCGCCGUCGGUGAUCUUGUCAAGACCACUCUUGGACCAAAAGGGAUGGACAAAUUAUUACAAUCAGCAUCAUCAGAUAGCUCAUUGAUUACCAACGAUGGGGCCACAAUCUUAAAAUCGAUUCCUCUUGAUAAUCCAGCUGCAAAAGUGCUUGUGAACUUGUCCAAAGUCCAAGACGAUAAUAUUGGGGACGGUACCACUUCUGUCACCGUUUUGGCGAGUGAGUUAUUGAGAGAAGCCGAAAAAUUAAUCAACCAAAAGAUCCACCCUCAGACAAUCAUUGAAGGUUACAGAAUUGCUUCCAAAGUGGCGAUUGAUGCGUUAGAAAAUACUGCGAUCGAUAAUGGUACCGACGCCACAAAAUUCCGUGAAGAUUUGAUUAAUAUUGCCAAGACCACUUUAUCGUCCAAGAUUUUAAGUCAAGAUAAGGCGCAAUUCGCCGAGCUUGCCGUGAACGCUAUCUUGAGAUUGAAGAACAAUGUUAAUUUGGAACAUAUCCAAAUUCUUAAGAUUGUUGGUGGGAAAUUGGCCGAUUCUUAUUUGGAUGAAGGGUUCAUUCUCAACAAGAAAUUCGGGAUCAACCAACCUAAGAAACUCGAAAAUUGUAACAUUUUGAUCGCCAAUACAUCAAUGGAUACCGAUAAAGUCAAGAUUUUCGGGGCGAAAUUCAAGGUUAAUUCGACCGCUAAAUUAGCAGAACUUGAAAAAUCCGAAAAGGAAAAAAUGAAGGCUAAAGUUGAAAAGAUCAAGAAGUUUGGCAAAGUAAACUGUUUUGUUAAUAGACAAUUGAUCUACGAUUAUCCUGAAGAACUUUUAUCCGAUGCUGGUGUCAGUACAAUCGAGCACGCUGAUUUCGACGGGGUUGAAAGAUUGGCCCUUGUCACCGGUGGUGAAGUGGUUUCUACAUUCGAUCACCCAGAAAAAGUCAAGUUAGGAUACUGUGACUCCAUUGAAGAAAUCAUGAUUGGUGAAGAUCUUUUCACCAAGUUUUCUGGGGUUAAGGCCGGUGAAGCUUGUACCGUGGUGUUGCGUGGUGCCACCGAACAAGUCCUCGAUGAAGCAGAAAGAUCUCUCCAUGAUGCUCUCAGUGUACUUUCUCAAACAGUCAAGUUCACCAAGACCGUUCUCGGUGGUGGGUGUGCUGAAAUGAUCAUGUCUAAAGCGGUCGAUCAAGUUGCUUCCAACAUUGAUGGUAAGAAAUCCCUUGCCGUGGAAUCUUUUGCUAAAGCUUUGCGUGAACUUCCAAUCAUCUUGGCCGACAAUGCUGGGUUCGACAGUAGUGAACUUAUCACUAAAUUGAGAACCGCCAUUUACGGGGGUUUGCUCACUAGUGGAUUGGAUUUGAAUAAUGGUAAGAUUGCCGACAUGAGAGAGUUAGGAAUUGUUGAAAGUUAUAAAUUGAAAUACCAUGUGGUUAACAGUGCCACAGAAGCUGCUGAGGUUUUACUUAGAGUGGAUAAUAUCAUCAAGGCUAAACCAAGAACUGCUGAUAGAGCUCAUGGGCCAAUGUGA
Molecule: messenger RNA, 1590 nt
Organism: Saccharomycopsis crataegensis
Lineage: Eukaryota; Fungi; Ascomycota; Saccharomycetes; Ascoideales; Saccharomycopsidaceae
Gene: CCT2
Product: chaperonin-containing T-complex subunit CCT2
Exons: 2
Coding region: 1-1590 (529 amino acids)
Biological process (GO): protein folding
Cellular component (GO): cytosol; chaperonin-containing T-complex
Molecular function (GO): ATP-dependent protein folding chaperone; ATP binding; ATP hydrolysis activity
Source: RefSeq, a predicted model, not a curated record